Molecule: messenger RNA, 967 nt
Organism: Hymenoscyphus albidus
Lineage: Eukaryota; Fungi; Ascomycota; Leotiomycetes; Helotiales; Helotiaceae
Source: the annotation of a GenBank genome assembly
AUGAAGGACCUCAAGAUUGGGAUUGAACUACUCGUACCUACCUAACAUCUGACUGACCUCACUUGGUACAGACGAGUACUUUCUACUCCAACAACAACAACAAUCACAGUCAAAUCAACAAGAGACUCACCACAGCAACCAGCAAGAAAGAUACUCCAACCACCGAUAUGGCGUCUAACAGUAACGCCGUGCCGGCGGGAAAAGUCGAUAUCUCACAGAACAACAUGGAUUCGCCGGAGCAUCAGACGCUUUAUGAGAGAGGGAUUGAGAUGCGACGGAAAGUCGUGGGGGAGGACUAUGUGGCGGCGAGUUUGGAGACGAAUUCGGGGGAUUUUACGAGGCCUUUGGUGCAGUUUGCUACGGUUUGUUUUUGGCUCUUUCUUUCUUCAGUUUUGUUCUGUAUCUUACCUCUCUCUACCUUUUAUCUUCCACAUUCUUUCACAUCCUUAUAUCAUAUCAUAUCAUAUUCAUGCUCGCUGCAUUUCUUCCUCGCUCGGGUUAAAAGGGAAUGUCACAAACAAGAUACUAAUCACGAAGUAGGAAUCCGCCUGGGGCACCAUCUGGACCCGUCCCGGCCUCGAGUUGAAGACGAGAAGUCUGCUGAACCUCGUUAUGUUGACUGCGCUGGGGAAGUGGAUUGAGCUGGGGACGCAUGUUCGGGGGGCGGUUAGGAACGGAGCGACGGAGGUGGAGAUUCGAGAGGCGCUUUUGCAGGCUAGGUUUGUUUUCCUUUCUAUUCCUUCUUCUUCUGCUUCGUGGUUCAUUUUUUGGUCAGAGUGGAUGGGGAGGGUACAUGGGAUGGGCUGGAUCGAGAGAAUGCUGAUUUUUGAUAGUGCUUAUUGUGGGCUUCCUGCUGGGAUGGAGGCUUUUCGUGUGGCGGAUAGGGUGUUGAGUGAGAUGGAGGGGAAGGGGGAGUUGGUUAGAGGGUAAUGUGGAGAGAUGGGGCUCUUACGGUUAGUGGUUUAUG